Didymodactylos carnosus is the source of this 780-nucleotide messenger RNA. The record is from the annotation of a GenBank genome assembly. Lineage: Eukaryota; Metazoa; Rotifera; Eurotatoria; Philodinida; Philodinidae.
AUGCGAAGUCGAUUACCAUUUGGUGAUGCUGUACCAGCCGGAAAUUAUGCAUUACUUAGAAUUGAAGAAAAGCUUAUUGGAAUAUUAAUUGAAAUUUUUUUAGCAAUGGGAAUAUUUCCAGUAUUUGCAAUUGAUUUAUUAAAAGAAAAUAUUCAAAAGAUAAAAAAUAAAAAUGAAAUAAAUUCAUUUCUCGAUAAACAACGUAUUCAUUUUCAUCAAUUAAUAUCGAAUCAACGAGUAUUUGUUUCUAACGCGUCAACUGAACCAUCAUUUUGGUGGUUUAAAAAUGAUUUUUCUUCAAUAAGUUAUAAUUUAAUUGUUCAACAACAAAUUGAUAUAUUUCGAAUGUUACAUAAUAUUGAUACAGCUUUAAUAUGUUUAAGUGAAUGUUCAACAACAGAUGAAAAAGAAUUAGAAUUUAUUAAAAUUCAAGCAGCUAAUCUUACAAAUCUUCAUAAUCAAUUAUUUGAUUUAAGUAAACAAUUAAAUAAUUGUUUAAAAAUUUGGUCAAACUAUUUUAAACUGACACAAACACGUUGUUACCAAUUAACACAAGAUUUUAUUCCACAUCGUACAGAACUUAUUCAAAGUGAUUUAUUAAUACAUGAACAAUGUCUUAGUGAUUUAAAUAAAACAAUAUAUCGACCUGAAAAUGAAUACCAACAAGGAAUAAAUCGUUUAUUUGAUCAUUAUUUUCAAAGAUUAAAUCAAGAUGAACAAAUUUUAACAUGUGUUCUUUAUGCACAAAAUCAACAAGCAGAUUUUAUUCUUUUGGCUUGA